UUUCCAGAGUACAGCAGUCUAUCUACCACUCUCGGCACAUCAAGACUGAAAAUUCAAGGGCUUCAUGAGACAGAAAUUUAACCGUCUUGGCUUUCAACGCAAUUAGAGUGAGUACUACUCUUCCGGCCUCCUAGGCCCGGUAUAGAGCUGCAAGAAUGAAGCGUGCCUACACUGCAGCACUUACUGGCCAAGGAGGGGAAGGCAAGCAUAAAUAUGAAGAACUCUUGUCAUUGGCCGAGGAGGCCGAUCGUGGUUCUCGAGCACCGGAGAGAACAUCAAUGGAGAAAGACACAGUGAAGUUGUCGCUUGUCGAGGUUGAGGGUCACCCGAAGAAUUUCAGCAAAAGACAAAAAUGUCGUUGGCACAUUUUGGUUGCGGGCAUUAUCGGGACUCUACUCCUUUUAUACUGGACUGUUGUUCCCUAUGGUCCCCCUGCUCCUCUAUCAUGUGAUACCUGGCAACAUGGGUUCAUGUGCCAGCCCGAGAUCUCUCAGUUUUGGGGCCAGUACUCCCCCUACUUCACGGUUCCAUCAGAGAUUCCUACGGAAGUACCAGAUCAGUGCCAAAUCAGCUUCGUACAAAUCCUCUCCAGGCACGGUGCUCGAGAUCCCACUGCAUCAAAGACUAAGCGGUACAAUGCAACAGUCCAGAAAAUCCAUGCCAAUGCGACAUCUUAUUCGAAAGACUACGCUUUCAUCAAAGACUACGAAUACACUCUGGGAGCAGAUCUCCUCUCUGUGUUCGGCGAGCAGCAAAUGGUAAACUCGGGUAAAAAGUUCUAUUACCGAUACCAGGACCUCGCUCGACACGUUACGCCCUUCAUUCGUUCAUCCGGCCAAGACCGCGUUGUUGAAUCGGCACAGAAUUGGACGCAAGGCUUUCAUGAUGCACGUUUAGUCGACUUACCCUCUGCUCAUGAUGGCUACCCCUACUCUAUUCUGGUAAUCAGCGAGGAUGCUGGACAAAACAAUACCUUGGACCAUGGUCUCUGUACCGUAUUUGAGAACUCCACGGUUGGGGAUAGUGCGCAGAAGGAAUGGGUGGAUGCAUUCAUCCCACCGAUCACUACACGUCUGAAUAUGAAUCUGCCCGGUGCAAACCUGACAGAUGAGGAUACCAUUCACGUUAUGGACCUAUGUCCUUUCAAUACGGUGGCCUCGCCAAUCGGGACACUGUCCCCCUUCUGUAACCUAUUUACAGAGCAGGAAUGGCGGAGCUACGAUUAUUAUCAAUCUCUGGGCAAAUACUAUGGCUACAGUUGGGGAAAUCCUUUAGGCGCAACACAAGGCGUGGGGUUCACAAACGAACUCAUUGCUCGAUUGACAGCUACUCCAGUUGAUGACCACACGAGCACUAACCACACGCUGGAUGAUUCGGAGGAGACUUUUCCGAUUGGAGCCGAGACCGCCCUGUAUGCGGAUUUUAGCCACGAUAAUGACCUCACGGGCAUCUUCUCAGCGAUGGGCCUAUAUAAUGAGACGCAGCCGUUGUUGAAUACGACGUUGGAGGAUGUCCAGGAGAUGAAGGGAUAUUCGGCCUCUUGGACAGUGCCUUUUGCGGCGAGGGCAUAUUUUGAGAAGAUGACUUGUGUGGGAGAACCAGAAGAGUAUGUCAGGGUCUUGGUUAAUGAUAGGGUGUUGCCGCUAAAGACUUGUGGCGGUGAUGAGUUUGGGAGGUGUACGCUGACUGCAUUUCUGGAGAGUCUGAGCUUUGCGAAAGCCGGAGGCCAUUGGGAGGAAUGCUCUGUAUAAAAUAGCUAGAAAGCUCUCUUGCCCUUUGAAAUAGAGACCUUGAUUCGGUUGUGAUCAAUUUCAAUCACUGGAAUAGAUUUCAGUCAAUAGAAUUCAUCUC
This is a messenger RNA of Amorphotheca resinae ATCC 22711, 1851 nucleotides long. RefSeq lists its product as hypothetical. The record is from RefSeq and is a predicted model, not a curated record. NCBI's taxonomy places the organism in Eukaryota, Fungi, Ascomycota, Leotiomycetes, Helotiales, Amorphothecaceae. The transcript has 2 exons. Gene Ontology annotation, molecular function: acid phosphatase activity. The coding region runs from base 156 to 1751 and encodes 531 amino acids.